Molecule: messenger RNA, 1149 nt
Organism: Protopolystoma xenopodis
Lineage: Eukaryota; Metazoa; Platyhelminthes; Monogenea; Polystomatidea; Polystomatidae
Source: the annotation of a GenBank genome assembly
AUGAACGUUUAUUUGCGUUUUCAAGUUGAGCUGCGUUGUUAUGCCCGGGCCCAUUUCAACAACCUUCUCCUUGAGCGCAUCGACCUCUUUUUCCAGGCCGCACUCUCCUAUCAACAGCGCCUUCUAUUGGCUAUCGGGAAGUUGCGUGAGGCCACCAACUCCAACAUCAAUCCGUCCGGCUCAACUUGCGUCAAGGUUCCUUGUGUUUCUAGUCGCAACGCAAUUUCUGCCACAUCUACAUCCUCGGAAUGGACAGGGUUCCGUGAUCGGCUUCUUUCGUUCUCAAGUCGCUGGCACAUGCUGCUUCAGCAACAACAGCAGCAACAGCAGCAUUCACAUCAGACCUCGCAAGGAGUCAAUCCUCUGCUGCAGUCAAGUAGUGGAAUUAACUCUUCUGUAUCAAACCAAAAAUUGUUGUCCACACUUUCUUCACCCUCUUCAAUGCCAUCUCCUGCAUUAACUUCACAUACUGCCUCAUUGCCCCCCCCUCCGCCCCCUCGUUUCAUGAAAGAAACGUGUCUUGGCUGGAUUGCUGCCCAGCUUGCAGGAGACUCCCGCUACCAGACGAUGGCCUAUUUGCAAAGCGAACGACAAACAAGUCUACUAGCUCACCUCGACCUACUGCUUCCUCAUCCGUGCAUUUCGAUGCCCUCAUUCAGUUUAAACCAGCAGUAUCUUCAUCAGCAGCAUGCUCCCUCAAAAGUUAAUUAUCACGCCUCUGAUGAGGUCGUCGUGAGCCCGGCAGAAGCCCACAUGUUGCCUUAUUCUCUCAAGUUAACUGGUGGUUCAGAUAUACACUUCGGUCAUAUUGCAUUGGGAGAUGUGACUUCGGAUGGUCCCUUUCUCGGCCUAUCUUCGAUGCAAGCCAGAUUUCAGGGUUUAUACGGUUCUCCCAAUAUGACAGGAGCCUAUUGUGGUGUUAAUUCAGAGGCUACUUCUACGACGAUUGCAAUUGGCGGCCAGUCUUCAGAAGUCGGACUUGCUCCUACUAGUCUCGUGGCACAAUGUCCUUACCAGCAAGCAAAUACAUGUGCUGAUCUCCUCCCUUCCCAUUUGCUCGCUUCAGCUAUUUCUAAACUUGUGUCAAGAUCAUCACUGUCUCAUUCUCAAAUGUCCACAUCAGCAGCCUGUCCUUCCACACCACGGAAC